AUGUCGCUACUAGAGACGCUCGAGUCGUCGUUGCGCUCCUCGCCGCCGCCGCUCGCCGAGGCCGGCUCGGUGCGGCUGCACACGCUCGUCUCGGUGCCUCGGGCCGUCAAGUCCCUCUACCCGCUUGCCCACAUCCACCCGCACCAUCUCGAUUCCAGCCGCAACUCGUCGCCCGUCUCUGCUCAUCUCGAACACAUCGUCGUCACUGCCAGCUGGUCGCCCCGUGAUGCGGCGGCGGCCGCCGCCGCCGCUGCUUCGCCCCAAGCCACCCUGAUCUACGCCCUGGAAGCCUUCCUCUACACCCUGCCCGAGCACGGCAGCGCGGUCCUCUACAUUUCCAAGCUCGACACGACGGGGUAUGCUCCCGCCUCCCUCCCGCCCUCCCUGCGAGCCGGCUUGGCGGAAAAGACGCUGGGUCCAGGCGUGGCGUACGGCAACACCCUCACCGCACAGCUCUCCUCGGCAUUCGUGCAGCACUUUUCCACCUUCAAGCACUGGAGACGCAGCGAUGUCGCCACGACCCAAGUGAGGCAUUUGGCGGUCCACAUCCUCGCGCGAUCGCAGCGCGCCUACCUCUUCCCUGGCAGUCCAGAGAACGGACGCAAGAAGGUCCUCAGCGACGGCGGGCUGAUCCGUUGGUGGAGGGAUGUGAUGAGCGAUGCCAUCGUGGCCUCGCGGAAGAGUCCGCAUCGAUCAGGCGGCCAGGCAAACGGCAUGGAGCAGCAGCUAGGCACAGAUGCGAGGGCGUUCUACCUCGUACCCGGCUACAAUCGGCUGGAGAGCCACGUCCUUCUGCCGCUCCCUCCUGCUCCUUCCGUCCCUUCCGCCUCCACCUCCAACCCUACCGCCGAGGCCACACGACCAUCCAAGCAGCAGACGCUUCAAGAGGCCGGUUGGGUCUACGGUCACCCCUACAGCGCCGAGGGAGCCUCCUGCUCGCCCUCCGACUUGCCGCCGCUCCCACUCCACUGGCAGCGCUCGGCCUUGGCUCGCUCCUCGCUCGGCCAGGAUGGACCGGCGGAGGCGCAGACGGAUCCGGCUCAGCCGGGCUAUGACCCGAAGAAGGUUCGGUGCAUCUCGACCCUGAUGCCCCACUUCUCGGAUGACCCCAAGACGAGAUUCAUGGACGAGCUCCAGCGGGAUGCCCAUGAGCAUGCCGGAUGGAAGAAGGUCGAAAAGGCCGCCGCCACCGCCGCCGAGGGCCUGCAAGAGGACGCGAAAGACGGGCGCGAGGCAGAUGGCACUGAGGGGACAAGUCAGCGUGCGAAUGCUGACGGCGGCGGAGGCGAGCCAGCUUCCAAACGGGCCAAGCUCGACGACGGCUCGCCGGGUCCGUCCUCGUCCUCCACCUCGCCGCCAUCGCAGGAACCAGCCACGGCCACGUCUCUCGCCGCGCCAAUCGGCAGCAUCGGCUCGAUCACCGCUACCACGUCGACCGCGAGUAGCAGCACCAAGAUGACGCCUCUGCCCAUCCUGCGCGGCCAGAUGCGCGAGCGAAGAUCGCUCGACGACCUAUCCAUCGACGAGUUCUGGAUCCGCAUGGGCUUCCGACAAGAGUGCUGUUCCGGAAACGCGGUCGGUGUCCUGGUCUGUCUCUUCACCCAGCCCCACCCAUCCUCCUCUGAGGCCCAACCGCAAGUGACGACGGCGGCGGCAGGGACGACGACGACAGUCGUACCGCCUGCGUCGUUGCCGCUCUCGCUCCCGCAUCCCACGAUCCAGGAUCUCGUCUUCAAGAGGCUGAUGCGCGACGUCUGCGAGUGGGACAAGGAAGCGAAUGCCCGGGAGCUCACAAAGGCGUGGGACGAGCAAGUCAACAAGGCCGUGGUGCGCAAAGGCGGUCUCGCCGCCGUCGUGGCCGCCUCCGCCGCGACAUCGCAGGCAGACGAUCGGGGCGAGAACGGGCACGCAAACGCAGCGGGCGGGGAAGAGAUGGUGGGUCGUGGUAUCAUUUGGAAGGAUAUAGAACUGGCAGCUCCCAGCGCGGCGCAGGUCCAGGAGGUCGAGGAGGAGGUGAAGCGGAAACAGGCCCAACAGCAGGCUGAUAACGGUGGGCGCCGCGGUACUGGCUCGGCUGACGGAGGAAGGCCGCAAACUAACGUUCUGAGCGUCAAGCGCAAGAAGAAACCGGCCGCUUAG
Messenger RNA from Pseudozyma flocculosa PF-1, 2139 nucleotides. RefSeq lists its product as uncharacterized. The record is from RefSeq and is a predicted model, not a curated record. Lineage: Eukaryota; Fungi; Basidiomycota; Ustilaginomycetes; Ustilaginales; Ustilaginaceae. Bases 1 to 2139 code for a protein of 712 amino acids. Gene Ontology annotation, cellular component: nucleus. Gene Ontology annotation, molecular function: histone H3K56 acetyltransferase activity. Gene Ontology annotation, biological process: DNA damage response. The transcript has a single exon.